AUGCUUUCGCUCCGGAUGCUCAGCCGGGCACUGCCCAAAAACGUCCUGCGCCAGCCAGCAGUUCGCUCCGUGUCGUCCAUCACGAGAUUCGCAGCUCGUCGGCCGCAAUGGCAAGCAGCGAUGAAGCCAUCAUAUCCCGCAUUCUCAACCUCUGUGGCCCGAAGAGAGCCCGCUGGCCAAUCGGACGAGGCCCUCGUUGCGAAGCUGAACAAUGAACGAAUGCUCGAACUUCAGUCGCAAAGCGAUGACAGACUAGCCGCGAUCAACGAAUUCCUCGAGAACAGCCCCUUCAAGGUCCACGACAAACCUGGCUCACAUGAAAUUGUCUUGACCCGAGAUUUCGGCAAUGAGAAGAUCAAGAUCCAAUUGAGCGUCUCCGACCUCUCCGAGUACCCAGCUGAAGACGAAUUCGAUGCCCUGGAUGAAGACGGCGCUCUCUCCGAUGAACCGGACUUCGAGGUGCGAAAGAGAGGCAUCAAUCAACCUGGUGCAAGAGGAGGGAAGGUCGAUGUUAUGCCGGAGGAUAGCAUUGCACCGGCCGACAGAGCUGAAGGGGGAGAAGAAGCCGACGACGUGGCUAAUACCACGCCCGCCUACCCUGCCCACAUGACCAUCACAAUCACGAAGCCCGGCAACAAGGCCAUCGAGAUUCGAGCUGUUGCCCAGGACGGCACCAUCGAGAUCGAAAACGUUUGCUUCUUCCCCAAGGACUCACUCCUCGAAGCGCAGAAUACCAAGGACGCUUCAGAAGCCCGCAGCCUAUAUGCUGGUCCGCCUGUCGAGGAUCUGGACCCCGAACUUCAGCAGAUGCUCCACCAGUAUCUGGAAGAGAGGGGGAUUGACGAGGAGCUGGCUAGCUUUCUUCCAGAGUACCUCGACUACAAGGAGCAGAAAGAAUACGUCAAGUGGCUCGAAGAUCUCGAGAACUUUGUCAAAGAGUGA
Fonsecaea erecta is the source of this 942-nucleotide messenger RNA. RefSeq lists its product as hypothetical. The transcript is spliced from 4 exons. Gene Ontology annotation, biological process: cytosolic ribosome assembly. Bases 1 to 942 code for a protein of 313 amino acids. Gene Ontology annotation, cellular component: mitochondrial matrix. Lineage: Eukaryota; Fungi; Ascomycota; Eurotiomycetes; Chaetothyriales; Herpotrichiellaceae. The record is from RefSeq and is a predicted model, not a curated record.